Molecule: messenger RNA, 4681 nt
Organism: Cydia strobilella
Lineage: Eukaryota; Metazoa; Arthropoda; Insecta; Lepidoptera; Tortricidae
Gene: m
Product: cuticlin-1
Exons: 12
Coding region: 380-2116 (578 amino acids)
Source: RefSeq, a predicted model, not a curated record
GUUUUGGCAACAUAUCGAUAUAUCGACAUGCACCUGUCCCUAGCCGCGGGGUCCGGGGCAGGUGCCUCGAGACGCGGCGGCGCGCCAGUCUCCCGCGCCCGCCGCCGCGACCACACGUCGCGAUCAUCGACAAUCGAGAGAACACACGUGCGCGCAACCCUAUUCGUUUUAAUUUCUAAUUUUACUAAAAUAGAACAUUACAGUGCAGUGCUCGCGGAUUUUAAUCGACUAUUUUGUUGCAAGAUAACAAAUAUAAAAUCAUUGAGACGAGCAAGUGCAGUGCAGUGACACAAAGGAUUAUGUUCAGUGCCAAAACUAUUCUAGUGGCCAAGAACAGAAGGUGACAGUCGUGCGGCUCAUGUCAGUGUUGUUGUGAACAAUGAUUGUUUGGCGAACGAAGAACCCUAGUCGUCGGAAAAUAAGUGGCUGGUCCAAAAUGGCAUCAGAUGUUGCGUCUCAUAUACCGAGGACGACAUUUGUUUGGUUAAUUUUUACAUUGGUUAAUACACGGGUACGGGCGGGCGAGCUAUGGCCCGUCGACAGGCCAGACGGCAUGCCAGUCAUACAGUCGCUAGAAGUAAUGUGCGGGAAGGAUCAUAUGGACGUACACCUCACGUUCUCACAUCCUUUUGAAGGAAUCGUUUCGUCAAAAGGUCAGCACGGGGACCCUCGCUGUGUCUACGUACCGCCGUCGACAGGGCAAACUUACUUUUCCUUUAGGAUCGCAUACGCAAAGUGCGGAACAAAACCAGAUCUCCACGGUCAGUUCUACGAAAACACAGUAGUAGUCCAAUACGAUAAGGAUCUCCUGGAGGUGUGGGACGAAGCCAAGAGGCUGCGCUGCGAGUGGUUCAACGACUAUGAGAAGACCGCCUCCAAACCCCCCAUGGUCAUCGCCGAUUUGGAUGUUGUGCAGCUGGACUUCAGAGGAGAUAACGUGGACUGCUGGAUGGAGAUCCAAGCCGGCAAGGGCCCGUGGGCGCCGCCAGUGUCGGGCAUCGUACCUUUGGGGUCCACACUGACGCUUGUAGUCGCCAUCAACGACUACCGAGGUGAAUUCGAUAUGCGAGUGAAAUCGUGUGCAGCGUCUGAUGGCUCCGGACACAUUAUACAGCUUUCCGAUGAAUACGGCUGCGUUUUGCGUCCGAAGAUGAUAUCCAGAUUUUUAAAAGCUAAGGCAGCAGAUGAGCGAGCAACGGUGAUCACGUACGCUUUCUUCCACGCCUUCAAGUUCCCCGAUGCCUUAAGCGUGCAUAUUCGAUGCAAAGUGGAGAUCUGCAGGCACGGCUGCUUGGACCACUGUCAGCUAGCCGGUGUGGCCCCUCAGAGACACGGGGCUCUGGACAGGAAGGAUGAUCGGACUCAUCGCGACCACAAUGAAAUCAAUGAUUCAUCAGCUGAAGAAGUAGCAGAAUCGAGUAUAAUGGAAGAAAGUCGUUUACCACUAGAAGAAGCUUUCGGGGACGAGGUAUCGGGCGACGCGGUGCCAGCGCCGGCGCCGCUGCCGCAGCGCGCGCCCGCGCCCGUGGCCGAGGACUCUGACCACAUGUCCGCUGUCGAGGAGCUAGUCGAGGCCCUGGCUAGACCAUUCACUGAUCGUCCCAGCGAUCUGGACGAGCGCGAACGUUUCCCCCAUGGACCGCGGACCUUCGGCUCCGACAAGCCAGUCUCCGACGCAGUGGUGCCCGCCAAGCCUCCAGGGCCCGCCGUGGCCGGCCCCAGGUCUCUUCGCAAAAGGAGGACCGUUCGGGAGGGACGAUCCGCUGAUGUUGGCGUUUCGGGCAUAUACGAAGUGGUGUCAGAGGCUGACUUGGCGUUUGGUCCGACAAGAGAACCAGUCACCGUGUUUAGUGGCAGGAUUAGAGAAGAAGUGGUGUACGGCGUGUGCAUGGGCGCGGUGAGCUUCGGCGCGCUGUUCGCGUCGGCGGCGGGCGCGGCGGCGGGCGCAGCGCUGGCGGCGGCCGUGCUGCUGCAGCGCCUGCGCACGCGCGCCGCCGCCGCCGCCGCCACGCCGCGUCAGACCCACCCCGCAGCCGCCUCGCACUCGCUGGCCGCGUGGAUGGCGCUGCGGCUGCUCGGCGAGCCGCAACACCCGCACCGGUCGCGCGACGGCUGAUCUUCGAGAGACUGCCCUAUUUUUAUAUUCUGUGACCUUUUUAAUGACGGACGAUGAAUCUAAUAGACGUGCCCGGUCGAAUGUGAAUCGGUAGCGUCCGAUGGUCGGUUGCACCGAUCCGUCUGUCACCGUUAAAACGUUCGCAAAACUUUAUGGUAUGUGAAGUCAUGGUUCAUUGACGUUGACCAGUCCGUCAGUUGUGGCCGGUGCGACUUAAAUCUUCUAGAAUCGGUGUAGUGUUGCGAUUGCUAAACUACGACGAUUAGGUACCUUAGCAUCGAUUCGGCACCGGUGAUGUAAUUAUUCCGGCGCGACAAAUUUUUGUUUGACUUGGCACGUCUAUAAGUUGUAUCGAUUUGGAGUCGUCCAAAGCAAAAGAACGCCGGUAUAAUUAUAAUUCUUAUUCUAAUAGGGUAGUUGACAAUUUUUUUUAAUGGUAUCAGUCGAUUCGGUUUGUUUUGAGGAUCAAAUGUCUAAAGCAAUACAAAAGUCACAAACGAUUGCUGUACAAUAUUUUUUUUAAAUAAAAUGUAAGGAAUCGAAUGGUACCGUUAUUUUUUUCCUAUUUGAAAGUUUAAAAAAGAACAUAAUGUUUGUUAUUUUUUUACAAGUUGCUAGUAUAUUAAAGUAAUUUGGUUUUAAAUCACACCGCGUGCUUAAUGGUGCUAAGACGUGCUACGGACGCAGUCCUAUGAAACCUGAUUGUAUUCAUUUUUCACUGUUGUGAAUAUUUUACAUUUUAUACCAAUAAGUUUUGUACAGAGUUUGCCCUUUAUUAAUUUAUAAUCAUUUACGAAUACUAUAGCAUUAAGUGUAAGGAUAUUGUCCAGUCAUGCCAAUAGGUUAAGUUUAGCGUUUUAGAUAAGUAUUUAUAAAAGUAUCUUUGACAGGUACUUUUACAUAUGCACAAAACUACUCUUUCGAGAGGAAAAUAAUUAGGUACAUUUCACGUAUAUCAAACUUAAUUGUACCUACGAUCGUUUACUGUCGUGUAUACCUUAAUGUAUAUUUUCUACGCUAUUUCAUGCAUUUUUCUUAUUAACAAAUCAAGGUCCAACGGGUUCUUGAGUAUGUCAGGCGUAUUCUGAUUUCCUUUGACAAACUAUAGAUCUGGACUAGUUAUGGAUCUGAUCUGUCAGUGUCAAAAGUGACGUUUUUGGUUGAAGAAUAUGCCUGUAUAUUUUAAAUAAAACGUGGCCCUGACUUGAAAAUUACAGCUUUUUACAUUUACAUUCUAACAGAAUAUUCUCACGACGUCCUCGCAUAACCUGAAAAUUGUGACUAUGCUUCUAUGUUGUUAGAAUAUUUAAGAACACUUAAAUACCCCUUAAUAAGUUAUUUAAAAAAUAUAUUUUUAAAUGCGUAGAUAUAAUAAUAUAUACCUAUGCUUAUAAUUUGGCCAUCCAUUUUCAAAAGUGAAAAACGUAAGCUCUCUCUUCGCGUCUUUUUUAUUAGUGAGAAUGUGGUUGGCCAUCUAUAAGUGAUGAAUAUUUUCUAAUAGACAACUGUACUGUAUAGUAAUACCAUCGCCCACACUGUUAACUGUACAGGGAGGUUCGAACCUCACUGUACAUCGGUGGAUCUUUUGUAAGAAGGUUCACCGAUGCACAGUUAGUACACAUGUUAUAGGUAGUUAAAACACCAAUGAAUGUUGCAUACUAAGUAAAUAUUUUAUUAUUUAGUGGUUGGUUUUAAAUCAAAGGAUUACGAUUUAUAAUAAUGAUUCAAAAGAAUCGUAAAUUAUCUUGCUCAAUAUUAUUAAUUUAUAUAUUAUAUUUUAUCAACGUGAAUAAUACGUAAACAUGAAGCUAAGAGUAGAUUUAAUAUUUAGUCAGUUAAUAAAUAACGUAUUUAAAGUGAACUUAGCAGGUUUGUUAAUGAAAUACGAUUACAAAUUAGCGUUGGGAGAACAAACCGACAUUCAAAAGGUAAACCGAUUAUUUAAAUGGCGCAAACGUUAAUGAAACAUACCUAACAGACUAAGGGCCAAAAUAAAUAACGGCAUAUUAUCUCAUGUUACAAUACUUAACUUUUAAUAAUGCUGACUAACGAAAAUUUAUAAAGUAUGUGGACAUCACGAUAGUAGAAAUUUUCUUGUCUCACAUUUUUAUUUUUCCAGCUGAAUACCAAACAUACCUACAUUUUAUAUAUAACAAGAAGUAAUGUAACAGAGAUAGUCAUCUACUAGUACCUACCUACUUAUUCACGAUGUAUAAACAAAAAUAUGCCGCUGUUCUCCCAGCUAUGUACGUAUCUGCCACCCAAAAAAAUGCAUUUAUACUUACCUACUUAUUAUAAACUUAAGUUACGUAGCGUUUUAUGAGAAAGUCAUUUCUCUAAGUGCAAUUUAUUUAUAUACCCAUUUAAUUUACAAUUUUGUAUAUUAAAAUAUUCUCUACCUAUAAGUUUUUCUGUUAUGGGUUUGUGUUUCUGUUUCUUUUUUUAUAUUUAUAUUGUAUUUGGAUCGUUCUUAACGAAUAUUUCGUUAUGUCUUUCCAGAAGUGUGUUCAGUGCGUAAAAAAUGUUAAUAAAUUCGUUUAAUGGAAUAAAAUGUGUUAAAACGAU